CAUGGAGCCCUUCAGCUCCAAGAGCCUGGCCCUGCAGGCGGAGAAGAAGGUCCUGAGCAAGAUGGCAGGCCGGUCGGCGGCGCACCUGUUCCUGGACGAGACGAGCAGCGAGGUGCUGGACGAGCUCUACCGCGUGUCCAAGGAGUACACGCAGAGCCGGGCCCAGGCGCAGCGCGUGGUCAAGGACCUGGUCAAGGUGGCCGUCAAGGUGGCCGUGCUGCACCGCAGCGGCUGCUUCGGGCCCGGGGAGCUGGCGGCGGCCGGCCGCUUUCGCCACAAGCUGCGGCAGGGGGCCAUGACGGCCCUGAGCUUCGGCGAGGUGGCCUUCACCUUCGAGGCGGCCGUGCUGGCCGGGCUGCUGGCCGAGUGCCGGGACGCGCUGCUGGAGCUGGUGGCCGGCCACCUCACGCCCAAGUCCCACGCGCGCAUCCGCCACGUCUUCGACCACUUCGCCGACGCCGGCCUGCUGGCCGCCCUCUACGGCCCGGGCUUCGAGCAGCACCUGGACAAGAUCUGCGCCGGCCUCCGGAAGCUGCUGGAAGAGGGCAAGCUCUGACGGCUGCCCGCGGGGGCCGGGCGACGCUCCCGUCCCCGGUGCCCCCAGGACGGCCCGGCAGCAGGGGAGCCCCCGCGCCCUCGGGAGCCAAGUCGGGUGCUCGGAGAAG
Molecule: messenger RNA, 665 nt
Organism: Sorex fumeus (smoky shrew)
Lineage: Eukaryota; Metazoa; Chordata; Mammalia; Eulipotyphla; Soricidae
Gene: TNFAIP8L2
Product: TNF alpha induced protein 8 like 2
Exons: 1
Coding region: 2-556 (184 amino acids)
Biological process (GO): negative regulation of inflammatory response; negative regulation of T cell activation; regulation of apoptotic process
Cellular component (GO): cytoplasm
Source: RefSeq, a predicted model, not a curated record